AGUCCAUCAGGAGAUCCAAGAGUUCCUGAAGUCAGAGAACAGAUCAGAGAAGAAACUCUCUGAGAUCCACUGCUCAGCUCUGGCCUACAUGCUGCAGAUGUCAGAGGAGGUUCUGGAUGAGUUGGACCUGAACAAGUACAACACAUCAGAGGAGGGACGACGGAGACUGAUUCCAGCUGUGAGGAACUGCAGAAAGGCUGUACUUACUGGCUGUGGACUCUCAGAGAGUCACUGUGAAGUCGUGGCCUCAGCUCUGAAGUCCAACCCCCAUCUGACACACCUGGACCUGAGUGACAACUACCUGAAAGAUUCAGCAGUGAAGCUUCUGUCUGCUGGACUGGAGAGUCCAAACUGUAGACUGCAGACUCUGAGAUUGAUGAGCUGCAGGUUGUCAAAGAUCAGCUGUGCUUCUCUGGCCUCAGCUCUGAAGUCCAACCCCUCCCAUCUGACAGAGCUGGACCUGAGUUGGAACGACCUGAAGGAUUCAGCAGUGAAGCCUCUGUCUGAUCUUGUGGAGAGUCCACACUGCAGACUGAAGACUCUGUGCUGGAAAAAAGAGUGGUGAGAAAGGUGUUUGUGUUGAGAGAAGAUCAGCUGAGUCCUGAUGAUCCAGAGAGGUUGAAGCAGCAGCAUCAGCUCUGACUGGGCCAUGUUACUGGGAGGUGGAGUGGAGAGGAGAGC
Molecule: messenger RNA, 681 nt
Organism: Larimichthys crocea (large yellow croaker)
Lineage: Eukaryota; Metazoa; Chordata; Actinopteri; Sciaenidae
Product: ribonuclease inhibitor-like
Exons: 4
Coding region: 89-565 (158 amino acids)
Molecular function (GO): protein binding
Source: RefSeq, a predicted model, not a curated record